AUGCUCGAAGACACUAACUUCACAGUAGAUGCAUUUAAAUAUGGCAGUAUUUCGGGAUGCACCGCCUAUUUUUUGACCCAUUUCCAUUAUGACCAUUAUGGAGGUCUGUCAAAGGCCUUCACUGGAACUAUAUAUUGCAGCGAGGUAAUACGUUCCCGGCAGCAUUUACGUAUCAAGAUAACCAAGAAAUUCCUUUUGCAGAAUUUUGGACACGGCCUCAAUGUGCACGCCUUACCAAUGGAUACCUUCGUAAAUGUCCAAGGCUGUGAUGUGAUGCUUUUGGAUGCAAAUCAUUGUCCCGGUUCCGUUAUGAUCCUCUUCCGCUUAGUACUGCAGAAUAAAGUGGUCCUCCACACAGGUGACUUCAGAGCACAAUCAUGGAUGCUGGAAUCAUGUAGCGUUUUGAAACACUAUAUACAAUCUUCGGUGCCCUCUUCCACUGCACGGAUAACUACUCUUUUCUUAGAUACCACUUACUGCUGUCCCAUUUAUGGGUUUCCUACCCAGGAUGCCGUCAUCGCCGCUGCUGUACGGGUGACUCGUGAAUUCCUCCUCUCCGACCCCGACACACUUGUAGUAUGCGGGAUGUACAGCAUUGGAAAGGAGCGUUUUGUCCUAGGUCUUGCAAAAGCCCUUGGCUUGAAGGUCUGGUUACCAUCCAAGCAAAGGCGCCUAAUUGAAGCUGCAGCCAACGGCGGUUGUGUGAUCUGUUCCGAUCUCCUUAAACGACAGGCGCCUUCGCAAGCAGCUGCCGACCUGGUUGUCACAGACAUGGGCAAACUGAAUGCCCGCAGUCUUCACACCGAGUCCUGCGCUUUCACCGGUUCUGCUGAACGUCGCACUCUGCUGGCCUGGCGUCCCACGGGCUGGACGCACAACGCUUCUUCGCGCUUGCCUUGUCUGGACCUUAUCCAGGACCUGGCCGACUGUCUUUCCGUCAUCCACACCAGUGUCGGCGUCACCAUCCUUGGUAAGCACGCCUGCACGCACGCUCACUCAUCCGCCUUUAUUUAUUAUUACGAAUUAUGCUUUUGUUAA
Molecule: messenger RNA, 1038 nt
Organism: Dibothriocephalus latus
Lineage: Eukaryota; Metazoa; Platyhelminthes; Cestoda; Diphyllobothriidea; Diphyllobothriidae
Source: the annotation of a GenBank genome assembly